UUCGAACGCGACCUGACGCUGUCAUUGGUUCAAGGGUGACACAAGCUGUGCUCGUUUCACCUGCCUCCUCCUGGAGCUAUGCUCGCAAUGCAGUUUCUAGGCCUACUUUUAAGCACACAUGUGGCAGCAGCAGCAGCCAAGGGGAUGAAGUUCAUGGCGCCCAGUGCGCCAGUGAGCCACGAGGCUUUGAUGGCUUUGCUGAGUGAGAAGGGGCAACCCUUGGAUCCCAUGGUGUCCUCCCUGGCAGCCAUGGCUGAAUCGAUUCAGAAGCAGGAUCCCUCCUCUCGGGAAGAGUCAGUGACUUCCAUCAAGAAUUUGCUGAAGGGACUGUUGGAUAGCAUUUCGAGUCAGCACAGCAUCGCGCAGAAAUCCGUGACGAAUCAGAGCGCCUUCGUCAGCUGCAACGCCAUGAAGACGGCUGACAUGGCACAUGCGGAGACCAUCAAGAAAGAAAUCAAUUGGACCGAUACAAGUGCUGCGUACUCAACGUGCCAAGGGGAAUUCGAGGCCCUGAAUAGCACCUGGACUAGCUGUUUCCACCAGGAAGAGAUGUUGGCGGUAGCAGCCACGGCCAAGUGUGAGUACUUCAAGUCGGUGGAUCGGACCAGCAACUUUCAGUCGUGGUUCUGCCAUGAGGAUGACUUUCCUGCGAGCGGCACCUAUGAAGCCUACCUUCAGCGGAAUAUCGACAUGCUGGCAGACUUCAGGAUGAGACAAGCCAACUGCACCAAUGCCACAGCGGCGCAUACCUCGAAGCAGUUGGAAUGCUCUGGAUAUCAUCAGCAAGCCGCAGCCAAGGAGGUGAUGUGCGCCCACCUAACCCCCAUGGAGAAGCCUGCGGAUUGCAGCUCUUAUCAGGCCAAGAAACAGGUCCAUCGAAAUCAAACCAAUACAGCAUGAAAGAGGAUGCGCCUGUGACUGCCUGUGGUUGCCAUGUGCAGUCCAACGUGCCAUACACGUUCGCAGGAAUCCUUGCCAUUUUUUCUGUUUUCCAUUGAAACCAAAUCGAAUCAGCACGCAAGAAGAUGUGCCCAACUGCGCUGUGCACAGAAUCCUGCGCAGCAAUCCUUGCCAUUCCUAUGAUCCGCAUUUUCGAUUUCCGCCAAAGCGUGAACGAUUCCGAGACUUCCGCUAUUGCCUCUCAGAUCAGAAGCCUUCUGACACGGGCCGCAUCAGCUGACCCAUAAGAGCAUUUCAGCGCUACGUUGUGCGCCCAGUGCAGCUUGGGAUAUUUGGAAGAUUGUGCGCCUCAGUUUGAAAA
Messenger RNA from Cladocopium goreaui, 1261 nucleotides. Lineage: Eukaryota; Dinophyceae; Suessiales; Symbiodiniaceae. The record is from the annotation of a GenBank genome assembly.